Paraphaeosphaeria sporulosa is the source of this 1032-nucleotide messenger RNA. RefSeq names its product WD40 repeat-like protein. Lineage: Eukaryota; Fungi; Ascomycota; Dothideomycetes; Pleosporales; Didymosphaeriaceae. Gene Ontology annotation, molecular function: ubiquitin binding. Gene Ontology annotation, biological process: mitotic spindle assembly checkpoint signaling. Gene Ontology annotation, cellular component: kinetochore; bub1-bub3 complex; mitotic checkpoint complex. Bases 1 to 1032 code for a protein of 343 amino acids. The transcript is spliced from 2 exons. The record is from RefSeq and is a predicted model, not a curated record.
AUGUCCAGCCAAUUUGAGCUCGCUCAGAAUCCCACCGAUCCAAUCUCCGCCGUCAAGUUUGCGCCUCAGUCGUCUUCGCGCCUACUCGUGUCUUCGUGGGACCGACAUGUCUACCUCUACGACACGCUUGCUGAGCCAGGCGGCAAGCUUAUCCAUAAGUUUGAGCACCCGGCCCCGGUGCUAGAUGUGUGCUUCGGGCGGGACAACUUUGAGGCGUUCAGCGCAGGCAUGGAUUGGGAAGUGCGCAGAAUCGAUCUGGAGAGCGGCAAAAAGACGGUCCUCUCAACACAUUCAGCCGGCGUGCGCAGCGUCUUCUACUCGCGGCCUCACAAGCUCCUGGUCUCUGCGUCGUGGGACUCUACCCUGCAUCUGCACGACCUGUCACAACCCGGCGAGUUUUCGACCGUUGCUCUGCCCGCGAAAGCAUUCUCCCUCACCGCUUCGCCUACCAAGCUCGUGGUAGCCAUGGCCAAUCGCGCCGUCUACAUCUACGAGCUGGACAAGUUGGCGCAGGCAGCGCAGGCGGGCGGUGACGCAGAUGUGCAGCCGUGGCAGCAGCGGGAAAGCAGCAUGAAGUACAUGACACGCGCCGUAUCGUGUAUGCCCAACGAUGCUGGAUACGCCAGCUCAAGCAUAGAAGGCCGCGUAGCUGUGGAAUGGUUCGACCCGAGCGAGGAAUCACAGUCGCGCAAAUACGCUUUCAAGUGCCACCGACAGACCGUCGACGGCCAAGAUAUUGUAUACCCUGUCAAUGCACUGGCCUUCCAUCCUGUCCAUGGUACUUUCGCAUCUGGCGGAGGAGAUGGCGUAGUUGCAUUGUGGGACGCCGUGCACAAGAGGAGGAUAAGGCAAUACCAGCGCUUUCCAGCAAGUGUGCAGACAAUCGACUUCAGCGCUGACGGAAAGUUUGUGGCAAUGGGCGUCAGUCCAGGAUUUGAGGACGGUUCGGAUGAUGUUCCUGAUGGCGCUAUCAAGGUUUACAUCCGUGAGUUAAGUGAUACGGAGGCGAAGGGCAAGGCGUCGAAAAAGUAG